AUGAAGUGUUUACUUGUUUGCUUAUGCAGUCAGAGCCUCUCGCUUAAAUGUAGAUGGUUGGAUCAAAAGUUCAAAGAAACAAAUGCAAUCUGUUUGGGGCUGUUGCACAUCAUGGGUGGAGAUUUUACAGAGGAGAUGAGGAACAUUCCAGCCUUUCCAGAGGGCUUGUACACACAAACAUCUAACGCAGCAGGUGAUGAUAAGGCUUGGUUUAUGCUUCAAGUUCUUGAGGAGAUCCUGGAGUUGUUCAAUGAAGACCUUGACUCUGUUACUUGGGAGGAAAUUAGACUGGAACAUUUCCUCUCUGUUUUGGAUACACAGAAAGAGGGGCUGAAGUCAUGUAUUGUGACCAAGAAGAAGAAGAGCAAGAAACUGCAAAUGUACUUCAAGAGACUGGAAAACCAUAUCCUGAAAGAGAUGGGUUACAGUGCUAAAGCAUGGGAGCUGAUCAGGAAGGUAGUCAGAAGACACUUGAACAGACUGGAUGUCAUUUAAAGUCUAAGCAAUGAUGUUUGAUGUUCAUAUUUAUAUUAAAUUAUUAUAGCUUAUGUCUAUUAUGCAGUUAAAGGGUUUUAUAUGUAUAUUUAUUGAUGCAGUGAUUCUAGAUGGAGAAAUACCUGUAUGCAUGACAUAUUUAUUAUGUUCUAUUUACUGUUAUUUAUUAUAUUGGAGAGCUGAGACAUGUAAGUUAUUUAAAAUAAUUAUGUUACAGUAAGAGGUGGAUGACAACAUUCAUGAAUACAUUUGAAGUAUUUACAGAUUACUGCUGUUUCCACCAACUUUAUUAAUAAAUGCAU
This is a messenger RNA of Osmerus eperlanus (European smelt), 797 nucleotides long. Its product is annotated as interferon a3-like. Gene Ontology annotation, cellular component: extracellular region. Gene Ontology annotation, biological process: defense response. NCBI's taxonomy places the organism in Eukaryota, Metazoa, Chordata, Actinopteri, Osmeriformes, Osmeridae. The record is from RefSeq and is a predicted model, not a curated record. Gene Ontology annotation, molecular function: cytokine receptor binding. The transcript has 5 exons. Bases 1 to 495 code for a protein of 164 amino acids.